UAACCAACGUCAAGGUCUCAUGGAGGAAGGACGUUACAGUCUCAAGAAGCUAGAUAGGAUAAGCAAGUAAUAAUAAUGGCUUGUGUAUGGAGUCCCUGUGAGGAAGCCGGAGAAGAAAGCGCGGUUAUUGUCAAAUUCUCAAACGGACUCGUGAAAGAUACCGACCAGCUAAACUUCCAGCUCUUCAAACACGUCGAUGGAGCCAAUCCAAGGAAGAAAAUGCGGCGGAUUGUGGUGGCAGAAUCCGAGAGAUUGUCGUAUGUUGGGACCAACUUUGGGCCCGGCUCCUUACAGUGCAACAACUUGUGCAAAUAUUUUGUGGGGGUCUUAGAUAAAAGGAACAAGAUAAUGAAGGUACAGAGUGCUCAGCUUUAUAACCUGCAGCCCAUUAUACCAGGAGAAAGUGAAGCAAAUGCUGAACAAAACAAGACCCAGACUUACAAAGAAAGGGUGGACGCCCUUAUCGAGGCAUUUGGCACCACAAAACAGAAGCGUGCACUGAGUUCCCGGCGGAUGAAUGAGGUGGGAGACGACAUGCUGCAGAAGGCUGUAGCACGUGCUGCCAAUACCAUCAUAGAGCGAAAGGGCCUAGAAGCAUUAGAGCAGGAGGUUGCAGAAUGGCAGGCUGAGACGGAGUCCACUCCUUUUCUCCCGCUAUGCAACAGGGAUGCAGAGAAGCCAGAGGACGUUUACCCACUCAAUGGCCUCCUGUCUCAAGUCGAGUUUGAGUUGCUCAAGGAUGUCGGUGAAAAGAUGGCACGACUGACCUCAGAAGACCUGAAGAUGAAGGAGCGCGACAUUCCCAUGUCUGUGCUGAGGCACCUGCAGUCCCUCCCCAAGCCAGCUAAGGCUCGGCAGCAGCAGGCCUGCUGUGCCUGGUACCUGGCAUUCCUCAUCCGCAUUGCCAAGCAGAGAAAGCUUAACCGCAAAUUUGAUGAGGAUAGCUGUCCCCGUGUCAUCUUCAAUAAAGUGCAGAAAAACUUCACCGUGGAGAAAUUUGAUAAUGGAAGAUUGAAGAGUACAGUGCCAAAUUCCAUGGUGGUGAAGUUAGCCUCCCACUGCCUGGCCCUGCUGCUUCAUAUGGGAGACCAGACGGCUGACCUCACACUCCUACACAGAGACUUGACCAUCAGCGAAGUCAAGAUGAUUGAGUUGGCGAAGGCCAUGGGGUUGAAACUGUCCCGACAGCCCACUUUCACCAGCUUGGAGGAGUCAGGAACAUGUAACGAACACAGGAUGGCCAGCCUGGAGCUGCCGCUAGUGCGCUAUGAGCACCGCCUCCAGAACAGGAAGCGCAAGAAGAUGACCUAGAGUCAGCCAGCGGUGCCUCAUGCAAGGCAGGCCCACGGUCAGCCUUUGAUGGGUUCAGGGUUUAUACUUUUGCUUUUUAGAUUUGUUUUUCUGGGGUUUAAGUAAGAUGUGUUCUAGAAUAAAAUAUAGAGCAACGAAAAUACAGGAACUACUGCCUUGUUUGUAUGGUGCAGCCAAUCACGUUCACUCUUGUAUUAAGUACGAUAGCUGUAAAUGGUUGCAUGCACUGUAGAAAGGUCUGGUUCUUCUGGCUUCUUGAUUUGUGUGGUGUAUGCACUCAAUCACAUGUGACCUACACAACACCAGAAUAAGGGUGAUUAUUCCUGCUUAUAACAAGCAACCAAGGGAAAUCCAGCCUCGUCCUCUCUCUACAAUCAUUUCAUUCUCUAGAAGGUGCAAAUGUCAUGCUGCUAAAACUAGGCUACUCCUAUUAAUGGGGAACAAGUGAUUUGAAGAUCAAAUGUGUCUCAUGGUAAUUACACAAAAACGUCCAUGUCACCUCCAUACACAACUGAGAUUGUUAAAAGGAAAAAUAGGAUAAAAUGACUUUGGAUUUUAUUAAAAUUCCAGGUUUUGACUCUUUUAUAAAACAUUUUUUUAAGAAAUAUGUUUUGGCUCAGAACAAUCCUAAUGAGUAAAGGUAUAAACUGCAUUGUA
Electrophorus electricus (electric eel) is the source of this 1968-nucleotide messenger RNA. It is a transcript of the gene polr1e, whose product is annotated as RNA polymerase I subunit E. Gene Ontology annotation, biological process: DNA-templated transcription. Gene Ontology annotation, molecular function: DNA binding. Lineage: Eukaryota; Metazoa; Chordata; Actinopteri; Gymnotiformes; Gymnotidae. The record is from RefSeq and is a predicted model, not a curated record.